Messenger RNA from Anarrhichthys ocellatus (wolf-eel), 6244 nucleotides. It is a transcript of the gene arhgef19, whose product is annotated as Rho guanine nucleotide exchange factor (GEF) 19. The record is from RefSeq and is a predicted model, not a curated record. Gene Ontology annotation, molecular function: protein binding; guanyl-nucleotide exchange factor activity. The transcript has 16 exons. Lineage: Eukaryota; Metazoa; Chordata; Actinopteri; Perciformes; Anarhichadidae. The coding region runs from base 351 to 3263 and encodes 970 amino acids. Gene Ontology annotation, biological process: activation of GTPase activity; regulation of actin cytoskeleton organization.
GAGAGCAAAGGAGCUUAUCGGGGAUCUGCAUUGCAAGUAGCUCUGAGAGCAGCAAGUGGCGGCUGUUUUUCAACCUGUUUUUGUUUUUUUCCCGAGGAGGCGGUGAACAAGAGGGAGGAGAAGAACCAGGCAGAGGAGCACAGAUUUGGAAAAGUCUGAGCUGAGUCUCAAAAGAAAAAGACACCGAGAGAGGAGGGGAGCGAAGCCGGGAGGAACACAAGGCAGCAAUGGAUAGCAGAGUGGCUCGGCCUGACCCUGGGAUGGCAUAGAUUCACACACAGCUGCUGGCUACGAUCCAGCACACGCACUAGGCUGCAAACACCAAUGAGCUCUCAUGUGUUCGCUCAGCCAUGCUUCCUGGCUAUGGAUUGUCACCUUUUCCUGAUUUCCAACCCCACCUUCACGCUUUUUGCUGCCGAGGAGAGAGUGUCAGCAUGUGGAUCCCUGGCUCAGGGGAGUCCCAGGCUCUGAGCGAGGCCCAGGAGGACAGGCCUCUUCUCCACCCGUGCCACCACAAGCAUGUCGCUGUGUGCCAGCAGGAAACAUUGGCUUUUAUCGAGCUACAACCACCGGUGACUCCUAAACUGAGCGGCCUUAGCUCCCCGAGGCCAAUCGUUAUUCCAGAGACACAAUGCACAACACACUCCCUGCCCCUGAACGGUUUCACACACACACUGAAUGAACUGAAUGACAUGCAGAACGGCUGCCACAAUGAGCACGAAACAGUGUUGAAUUUGAACUCUUAUACACCUGCGGGUGACUGUGAGCUUGAAUGCCAUAAUAGCAUCAGGACUUCUUUGAAGGAGCAGACAGAAAAACCUUGUGCCGUCACAACAGUAUGUCGUCCUUUCCACGCUGCGCUCAGCCUCCCUCUGCCGUUCCCUCUGUCCUCACUAUACACAAACGGAGACUCCUGGGAAUCUCCGUUACCUUGCUCCCCAUCCUCACCUGAAGGUCCUGGGUUUCAGAGCCUAGACUCCUGCCAGAGGAGGACGUCCCAAGGUUCACUGAAAGAGAAGUCUAUCCGGCGAAAGAUGCAGGUUUAUUCGCCCGACAGCCAGAGCGAUGAAUCUCUCAGCAGCCCAAUCCUGGACGCAGACUACAUCUUCCCAGGACCUUUUGCAUCUUUCCUGGAGGAGGACCUCAGUGGAUUAUCCUCCCUGGAGGCCACUUCAAGGCCUUCAUCCACAGACGGCCUUACAGAUCUCCCAAACCUCAGUAACGAUGAUAUUUUCAAUCUACCUGAGGAACCACUGGAGAUAAUAGAGGACUCAAUGCCAGCACUGGGGGAAGACAGCGAGAGUGUAGAGAUGUCGUGUGCCACAGGGGGGAGCUUUUUGUCCCGCAGCCGUCAGGGGGAUCAAGAACGGCGGCGCUUCUCAGCUUCAGAACUGAUAUCCAGGCUGCAGCUCUCUCAGAGGAAGAGCUCCUUCACCUUGAAGCUGGGCAAGUCGCUGUCUGCGCGGGUCGCCUCCAGAGACAGAGGCUCCAACAGCCUCAGCCCCAACGCUGACUAUAAGUCCAACUGCAGGCACCGCAGCUCUGGAGGCUCUAGUGAUAGUGGCCCCCACAGUCCUGUAGGACCUGCACCUACUCCGUCCAGCAGUGACAAUGGCAUGCCUUUGCAUCGGUGGAGCACAAAACUCGGAAUGCAAAAGAAAUCCAUAGAGGAGGACUUCUGCACACUUCCAACUGUUGCUAGUUCAAAUCGAUUAUCGCGGUUUUUGCCUAGUUCUAUUCUGUACCAGGAAUACAGUGAUGUCGCCAUCAACAGAGAGAUCCAGAGGCAGCAAGGGAAGGAGCCAGGCACAGAGGAGGAGGGGCUCAGGGAUGAGGGGUCUGACGGGAUCCCGUCUCCUUCUAACCUUUCUCCAUCUAGCUCCUUUCGCUCAUCGCGAGGCUCUGCUUUUGCACUGUGGCAGGACAUCCCCGACGUUCGAACCAGCGGCCAGCUCGACAACUUCAGCAACGAGGAACGUAAAUUACAGGAGGCAAAGUUUGAGCUGGUGACGUCUGAGGCCUCCUACAUUCGUAGUUUGACCAUCGCAGUGGACCACUUCAUGUUGUCUCAGGAGCUCGCCGAGUGUCUUGGAGCUCAGAAUAAGCAGUGGCUCUUCUCCAAGCUGCCUGAAGUCAAAGGUGUCAGUGAGAGGUUUCUUCAGGACCUGGAGCACAGGCUGGAGGAAGACAUUCUGCGUUUCGAUGUGUGCGACAUCGUCCUGGAACACUGCCCGGCCCUGCGAAGGGUUUAUUUACCUUAUGUAACCAACCAGGCAUACCAGGAGCAGACACACCAGCGUUUGCUGCACGAGAACCCUCGUUUCCCCGGCAUCCUGGCUCGUAUGGAGGAGGACCCCAUCUGCCAAAGACUUCCUCUGACCUCUUUUCUAAUCCUCCCGUUUCAGAGGAUCACACGGCUCAAAAUGCUGGUGGAGAACAUCUUAAAGAGGACGACACCAGGCUCCCGAGAUGAGGACACUGCCACGAAGGCUUUCAAUGAGCUAAAAAAGAUCAUCAAAGAAUGUAACUCCAGUGUGCAGUCAAUGAAGAGGAUGGAGGAACUUAUUCACCUCAAUAAGAAAAUCAAUUUUGAGGGAAAGAUCUUUCCUCUGAUCUCUCAGUCCCGCUGGCUGGUGAAGCACGGUGAACUCCUGGAAGUGGACACUCAGACGAUGAGUAUUUCUGGAUCAAAGCUCAAGUUGCCCACCAAGCCUGUGUACCUUCAUCUGUUCAAUGACUGUCUACUGCUGUCCCGCAGGAAGGACACGUGGAAGUUCAUGGUGUUUGUACACGCCAAGAUGGGAGAGCUGAAAGUGAAGGACCUCAGUCAGAAGCUGCAGGGCAUCUCAGGCUUCAUCUUCCACUUGCAGCUGUGUGGAGUCCAACAGCUCAAACACCAAAUCCUGCUCAAGUCACACACCGAGAGCGGGAAGCAGAGAUGGAUUACAGCCAUGUUUCCAUCUGAUCCGCUCGAAGACAUCGAGCAAGCCAGUGAGAAUGAUGAUAUAUCCCAGGUUCAGUGCAUCAAAAGCUAUCAGGCCCAAGAGCAUGACGAGUUAACACUGGAGAAGGCCGACAUUCUUCAUGCUAAGACCAUUACAAGUGAUGGCUGGGUGGAAGGCAUCAGACUGUCUGACGGGGAACGGGGCUGGUUCCCCAAAACCUACGUGGAAGAGAUCACAAGUCGCAGCGCUCGCCUCCGCAACCUCCGAGAAAAUAUCCGCAUCAAAUGUGUCACGCAGAAACUGGAGGGGGAAGACUAAUCACUUUUACUGCAACUUGUCGUGUUUCAAAGGUGUGUUUCAGUCGUUAAGUUGCAUUUUUAAGCUUCUGGAUCAUUUUAGUUUUGAUUUUAGAUGGAUGUGGGACCUACUUGUAGUACGCAGGUGCUGAAACAAGCCAACAUUUUUAACUGUGUGAGCAUUUUUCUUUAGCAAGCUAACUGCAAAUUCAGUCUUGAAAUGAGAGUGCAAGGCUUUUAAUGUUCCUAUAAAUUUUAGCUUAAACAGCUUUUAUACAACACGAGUCAUGUUCACGAGCAAUCACUUUAUGCAUGUUUUCUGUGAAUACAUUCAUUUCCAUUUUUUUUUAAGUCUGAGGAACACCUGCACAUUUACCAGCACAGGCAGUAAUGUAAUCAUAUCCAAAGGUAAAUAUGUACAUUUCUUGGCUCAUGACAGAGUCUGUCUCUAUACGUUUUUUCAUCCGUCAUGUCUCCUGUGGCCAGAUUCCAUCUUUGGACUGUCGUAUGCUGUCAGCUGAGCUCUGUGAGGUGCAGGAGAGUCAUUCACGUAAUGUUACAGCAUCAGAAAGUGGCUUAUGGCAGAUCCUUCUAUUGAGCUGCAUUAGGACAUAUCAGGGGCCUUUUAUCUUCUGUCUUUGUUCACACUGAGUGCUGCUUUAAUUUCAGAAGACAGAUAAAAAGUUGCGAAAAGUUACGAAGAUAAAUGAAAACCUGAUUUUGUGUUUUAGUCCAUCCAAUAUCUGAAAGCAUCCUUGCCUUUUUCAAAGAUGAUUUCACGAAUCUGCUGUAACAUAAAUGAAGGACAGAUUAUCUCAUUAACAAGGCCACACUACACAAAUAAGGGUUAGGCUGACUAUAUUUUUUAUUUUUUUGUUAUUGUCAACAAAACAAACAAUUUAUCCGACUGACAAGUAUUGUCAGUAUUGAUAUAUCGUAUUCAUCCUUGCUGUAAAGCUCCAUUGGUGUCCAAAAACAAUCAAACACACAUCAAUGAGCCAAACUGUUACUCUCAAUGACAUUCCUUCGUUACCGUGAACACAUACUGAUCCAACAUUACAUAAACCAUCCCACUGAUGCAAAUACUGACUAGAGCACCAAAUACGUAUUAAUGCACAGCUGAAAAUAGUCCCCAACAAAUGCACUUCAGUGGGAACAAGUUGAGCUUGGUGCUGAGUGCCACAGACAUGGUGGGGAUUGUUGGUUUUGUUAUUUUCACUGUAUUUGUUGACACUAAGAAAAAUACAAAAUAAUUGUCUUUUAAAAACAAGAAAAUGGACCAAAUUCACAUCAGAAGACAUUUACAUUGACCCUCCGUGUGGUAAAAGGGUAGAGGUUUUACCCCACUUCAACUAACUUUUAUAAACUUUAACCCCAGUGGAACAAACACUAGAAACACUAUAUUACACUUAUCAUACAUCAUCAAGUAAUACUGUCAUAUACUUAAGACUGAAUUACAUUUAGGCCUACAUCGUCCACAUCGUUAGUUGCAAAAAUCCCCAAAUGACCAAAAGCGCAGUGUAACUGAGCUGAGACCUGUUAUUAAUGAACCACUAUAAUCAACAUUCAAUUGUAAACUCUCCCAGUGGCACAUACAAUGUUUAUAACCCCCUUUUUUUCUACGUCUGCGUUGUAAUUUAAUUGUGUAUUUAUACUCCUCUAGCUGGUUGUUCUCUAAGGAGAUUCUGAUGUAAAUGUACUUAAGUGCAGAUGGCUUCAUGUAUAAAGAGUAAGAAAAUGAUUAAUUUACUAUUAUGACUGUAAUUUAUGUGAACAAAGACUUAACAGAUAUUAUUACCUUCCAUAGCUAUAAGGUUUUCAGUUUGAUUCAUUUCUAAUACCAACAUACUGUAAUACACUGGAUCUCUGCACACUACUGUAAAUGUUUAACCACUGUAAUAAAUACAGAUACUUACAUAUUUUGUUGUGUUGAAUAAACAACUCUUAAGAGUUUUAAAAAGGUUUAUUGUGAAAAGGUCAAACAUUAUGUAUUUUACAGUAAAGACAUCAAAGCUAAGUAUGUACAGUUGCUUCAGUACUAUUUUCUUCAGUAAGUAACCCUUAUAGCUCUACAGACUAACAUUGUUUUAGCUGUGGUCUGGUCUUAAACUGGGUCCCUCAGUGUAACAAUAUCACAUAUAUCAAUAUUGGGCAAGAACAUUUCAGAGCCUCCAAACUACUGCAUCUUAAUUUUGUGACAAAAUUAUACAUAACAGUCAUAUGUACAUACUAUCUACAUGUUAUUUCAGAUUCAUAAUAAAAGUCAAGCUUCUCCACAUUCAGAUGAGUCAGCUGCGACCAUUGAUGUGGCAUUGGUCGGCUGUUAUCGGUUCCUGGGACUCCUUCCUGCUCCUCUGCAGCUUCGGCAUGAUUGGAGGUGCAGUGGGACUCACAGUAACGUUUCUGUCUGGCUGCAGGGCAAAGACAAAAUCUUGUUGGUGCAAAGUUAAUUCACAUUUGAGGCAAAACCAAACCAGUAGUGAACUAGGAAUGUUACAUGCAGAACUGUAACACUGACGCAUGCAUUUGAAUGUAGUCAGCAGAAAUGAAUAUGUAGUAAAUGCUACGUUAAAAUAAAAACAUCAAAUAUUCACUGUCUUUUGACUUUGUUUUGGGCUACUGAGGGAAGUAUAUGGCUCUUUAGCUGCUAAAUGCUUCACUACGUUCACCAGUCUCUAACUAGUCCAACGGCAAAUGGCAGUUUGAAACAUACAAUGACAAAGUAUUGACAACGCCAUAAAGAAUUCCCCAACUCUGCAGUUCCCCUCUGAUCUACGUAGCUCUUCAUCCUCUCUUAGCUCAUUAUUUUAACACCCAAACACUAUUCUUUACCAUUUUAUAUUCCUUAAAAGAUGUCAAACAACACAGUCUAACCUGUUGUAAUUGAAACAUCCAGUUCCGAUAAUCCUCCAGACAGGCACAAGAGACCUGCAGGGGCUCCAUCAGCUCACCUACGACACAACGAUUAUGAAAUGACUAUUUCUUGCUGUAAUCAAAUGCUAC